AUUUUUUACGAAAAAAAAUGAGAUGACAUGGCAAUUUCGGGUUCUCUGAUUGGUUGAUUUUUCUAUCCUAUGUGGACAUCCUCUCCAUGGCUUAUAUCCCCCUUUUAGUAUAGUAUAUAUUUCUGAUUACAUUCUCUUUUGUUUAGCAUCUCAUUAGUGUUGUAAACAGUAAUUUUCUAUUCCAUAACUUGAUUUUUUUUUUUUUGAUAAGUUGAUUUUUUAUUACCAUUUAAAAAAAAAUCAUGGUCUUUUCAAUAAAGAUUUUAAAUAGAUUAAUAACAUAUUUACCCCUCUGUUUCUAUUUUUUACAUUUUAACCCCAAUGUAUUUUCUGACAUUAGUCAAAAGUCAAAACAUACCUCCUCAUAAAUAGUCUUUCCCGUUUGCUUCUCUUUACGAAAUAUUUUGGUCUCUCUCUCAUCAACAUAAUUUCAGACAAAAAGAAAUAUGUCACGAGGAGCAUGCAAAAGAGUAAGCUUUAGUCCUAACCAAGAAGCCACUGAGGAACCUGUAUUCCCAAAACAUCACGACCAGAGAAAGGUGGUCCUCAUUGGAUUUCUCAGUUUCGGUCUCAAGACCUCGCCUGCUGGAAGGAAGCUCAUCCGACGUAUCCGAGCUAGAGUCGCCAAAACGCUGCGUUCUAUGUCCUUUAGUAGGAGUACGACCGACAAAACGUCAUCGUUGUUGCUGUCUUCAUCUUCUCCUUCCUCGUCUAUUCGUAUGAAAAGGUCCAAGUCUCUAGCUGAGUCGGAGUCUCACAGAGCAGAAGCUAUUGAAGACUGCAUUGAGUUCUUGAACUCUUCUUUUUCGCUGUCCAGAUCAAACUCUGUCUCGACGUGGUCUUCUUGAUUUGACCGGUUAGGAUUCGGAUCAAAUGGAACUCCUACUCUCUUUUUCUUCUGGUGAAAUGUUAAAAGAGUUGAGAAUUGUGAAUUGAGCAUUGUAGAGAGGAGUGGUUUUUCAACC
Molecule: messenger RNA, 965 nt
Organism: Brassica rapa (field mustard)
Lineage: Eukaryota; Viridiplantae; Streptophyta; Magnoliopsida; Brassicales; Brassicaceae
Product: josephin-like protein
Source: RefSeq, a predicted model, not a curated record